Molecule: messenger RNA, 2285 nt
Organism: Branchiostoma floridae (Florida lancelet)
Lineage: Eukaryota; Metazoa; Chordata; Leptocardii; Amphioxiformes; Branchiostomatidae
Product: bleomycin hydrolase-like
Exons: 11
Coding region: 109-1605 (498 amino acids)
Biological process (GO): L-homocysteine catabolic process; response to toxic substance; proteolysis
Cellular component (GO): cytoplasm
Molecular function (GO): cysteine-type aminopeptidase activity
Source: RefSeq, a predicted model, not a curated record
UCUUGCCGUUAAUCACUCGAUCGCCUUCACUUCCGGGUAGCACAAAGAACUGUCUGCGUCUUUGACUGUCGAAUCUUUUUAAAUUUUACAGUUUUCUGGCUAAUCAGGAUGUCUCAGUCCAACGAUCCCUCCUCCCCAGCCCAGGCGGCGUCAGAGGCCAUGUCCGCCGACUCUCCGAAGGACGCGGCCGCCCAGAAACAAGACUUGGUACCUUGUAGUAAAGCCGGUGUACCGAUGGAGGUGCUGGCCAAGUUGCAAUCCAACUUUGAAGACGAACCCAAAAAUAGGCUGGCACAGAACGUGGCGACCUCCAAUGACCUCCUGUCGGUGUGCCUGAAUCGGAAGGUCACCAGUCAGAUCAAUCACGUCUUCCAACACAAGAUCCCAACAGAGGGGAAGCCAAUGACCAAUCAGAAGAGCUCUGGCAGAUGUUGGAUCUUUGCGUGUCUGAAUGUAAUGCGUGUUCCCUUCAUCAAGAAGUUUGAACUGGACGACUUUGAGUUCAGCCAAAACCACCUUUUCUUCUGGGACAAGAUUGAGCGAGCAAACUACUUCCUGAAUGCUUACGAGGAGUGUGCAAAGCGGAAAGAGCCCGUAGACGGUCGUCUCUUCCAAUUCCUCCUUGCCACGCCCAACCCCAUGAACGACGGCGGCCAGUGGGACAUGCUGAUCAACCUCAUCAACAAACAUGGCGUCAUGCCAAAGAAAUGCUUCCCAGAGUCCUUCAGUGCCACAGCGUCUAGGAGACUGAACCAAACCUUGAACUACAAGCUCAGGUCCUUUGCAGUGCAGCUGGCCAGCCUGGUGGAGAAAGGCGCAUCACAGGACGAACUUGACCGUGAGAAGGUCAGGAUGAUGGACGAGGUGUACAGGGUGACCAGCAUCAGCCUUGGAAGUCCUCCUGAAACCUUCACCUGGGAGUACUAUGACAAGAGCAAGAACUACAAGAAGAUUGGGCCCAUCUCCCCCAGACAGUUCUACCAUGAGCAUGUCAAGCCACUCUACAACAUGGACGACAAGAUCUGCCUGGUAAAUGACUGCCGUCCUGCCAACCCCUUCAGUAAGCUGUACACAGUGGAGUUCCUGGGAAACAUGCACGAGGGCCGGAAGGUCCUGUACAACAACCAGCCAAUCAGUGUGCUGAAGAAGGCCACGGCAGAGUCCAUCAAGGCGGGGGAGGCUAUCUGGUUUGGCUGCGAUGUUGGACAACACUUUGAUCGCAAACUGGGUGCCAUGAACCUUGAAUCGCACGACUUUGAGUUAACACUUGGGGUAUCCAGGAAAACGAUGGAUAAGGCGCAGAGGGUGAUAUUUGGUGAAUCUCUCAUGACCCAUGCAAUGGUCAUCACAGCUUUUACUCAGGGUGAUGAUGAGAAGUACGUGAAGUGGAGGGUGGAGAACUCCUGGGGAGAGGAGGGAGGAGACAAAGGCUACCUCAUCAUGACUGAUGACUGGUUCACAGAGUACGUGUUCGAGGUGGUCGUCGACAAAAAGUUCGUCUCGGAGGAAGUCAUGACUGUGUUCAAGCAGGAACCUGUUGUCCUUCCAGCAUGGGACCCCAUGGGGUCUCUAGCCAACAGCUGCUCAGCAAAGUCUCACCUUUGAGGGGUCACAGGCUCCCGGAUGGUUGCUUGGCUACCUUCAAUCUACCUUUAAAUGGUAGCUUUUACCUUUAGUCAAUAGAUAGUUCAUCGAAUUUGCUCACUUUUUGAAAUGAUAUUUCCAUCUUGACCUCUAUAGUGCACAUAAUUACACUGCUACCUCCUGUAAGCACAAUAAUAGUCUAAAAACAGAUGGAAACUUGAAGUAUGAAAUUUGUGUUGUACAUGUAUGUCAAUUUCUGAUGUAAUCUUUCACAUGGGUAGCUCGAGAUGUUUACUUGCUGAGACCUUUAUUCUUCUUGACUAAGACCCAGGCUCAAGUCUGGGGUGAUCUGCACAACAUGGGUAAUCCUGACAAAAGUCUUUUCUUUAACGUUAUACUUAUCAACAUAUCUUUAUACAUAACUUGUUGACAAACAAAACUGGUGACUAUGAAAUUUGUUCUCUCCACAUAACUGAGACUCAUUUUUACAGUCUGUGUGACAUAAUUAAUCCAUCAACGAUCUUUUAUUGUCAAAAGCACAUUCAAAUCAGAACAAGGUUGCAGCAGUGGUAAAGUAAUGCGACCAAUGCACAGCAAAACACUACCAUUUCCACAUUGUAUGACCACUGACUUUUAAAAGUUUUACACCUUGCAGAGCUUAUAACUCGCAAUGGGCUAUUAAAGAGGAUCGGAAUUCUGCA